GUGGAUGGGGGCCAUGGGGCCCGAUCAUGCAUAACCAAGGAGUAGAAUGCUCUUUCAGCGUUCCUGCGGAAAAUUAUCUUUUGGCGCCGCGACUCGACAAUCGGAGACCAAUUAAGCCGUGCAACCAUCCAAGGCGGCUUUUCCCCUUUUACCCAAUGCGAGAGAGAUAGAAAAAAAAACAGCAGAAAAAACCCACUACGUCUGGUAUACCUUCCGAAACGCUACAGCCUGUGUCAGCUCGUCCGUCAUUGGACGAUCAAGGUCACGUGCUUUGAAUGGAGAAAGUGAGAGGCAUGGAUGGGUAACGUGUAUGUCGUUAAAGACUCAAAUGGAUGCUAGGAUUGAACCGUAUCCAACUCGGCCCGCAUAGCAAACAAAAAUAGUUCAAUUUUGACAAUUAGUUGGUUUACCGGUGAGGCGUGAGGAUGAGUUCCGCGUCGACGUGCGGAGUGGAUCCCAAAUUCCCGCCGCUGGAGGAAUACGCGCAGUCCAGCUACAUUCCGACCAAUGGCUGCUACAGCGGCCCACACUUCGCUAACGAGAACCACAGGUUCGGCGAAGCCAACUCCUCGCCGACCUUCCACCAGGAGUACGAGAAAUACCGGGCGAACUUUGCCGAGUGCGACCAGGCCCGGCCCGCUAGCCUACAGCAUAACUUCAGCAGCUUCACCGCCGCGCUGGCAGGCGAGGGAAAUGUGGAAAGCUGGGGCGACUAUCCGAGUAACACGGACAGAGACAAUGGCUGGACCAGCCUAGGGACCAAUAGUCCCUGUCUAUUCAAACAAAGAGGGUCCGGCAAACUUGGGAAUAACCAGAUGCCGGCCCAGCAACUCCCGCUAUAUCCCUGGAUGAAACGAAUACACGUCAAUCCUGCGGUCGGGAGUCGUUUAUCAGCAUCCGGUGUCGACAACAAACGGACCCGCACUUCGUACACCAGGCAACAGCUUUUAGAGCUGGAGAAGGAAUUCCAUUUCAACCGCUACCUGACGCGGAGACGGCGCAUCGAAAUCGCCCAGUCCCUCGGACUCUCGGAGCGGCAGAUCAAGAUCUGGUUCCAGAACCGUCGGAUGAAGUGGAAGAAAGACCACAACCUUCCCAACACCAAGCCCCGAGCCGGCACGACCACGCAGGCGGGCACCCGCCCCGCUGGACCGGCUAACUUCGACGCCACGCCGGCGACGGAUAUCAAGCGGGACACGCCGGAGAGUACGAGCACGGAUUCGUCGUGACCUGGCUGCGAUGGAACAGUUGUGCUCAUAUCCGGUACUGUUAUCAUGUACUUAAUUUUGCCGCACCGAAUCAAUUGUUACUGAGUUGUAAAUUAUGUAACUUCAGUGACAAGUUCGAUUAAGUAAAACUGGUUUCAUCCAGGCAUGCCACCGAACAGUCUCCUUUAUGCUGCCGAUUAAAGCCGGACUCCUUAACAUUUUUAACAGCCCGGCAUUGUCUUCAGUUUUGUUCUUUAUAUAAUAAUCAGCAGGAUUAAACAAUUUCACUCGGAAAAGCUUCAACAAUUAGUAAACAUCCACCAUAGAGGCGUGGCUUUCACAUCAGCUUAGAAAAAAAAGGAUAGGAGUGAUACAUUGCAUGACACAUUUAUUUCCAUACUUAAACCAAUGACAAAAUUUAAACUCUCUUAAAAAUUAGUUGAUUGUUACAAUCAUUAUCAAAACAGGAAGGAUUCUUAUGUUAUUUUCCAGUCCCAGAGUCUAUAUUAUUUUGAUUACUUGUUCGGAUAUUUUCAUGCGAAUACUUCAAAUGGCUUUUAUUCGUCAAGCUUAUAUGCAGGGUGUUUUAAAGUAUCUCUCAAUUUUUGUACGUAUGAGUUCGAUUAUUUUUGCGUGUGUAAUUUCGUUUCUAAAAGAUAAAACACCAUUUCAAUCUUCAAUUAUUCGGCUCGUUCAACGAUGACAAAUUUGUGAAAACUUUUAAUUUCAACGAUUUCGUUGAAAUUAGACACAAUUUUAAACUUUUCAGUCAUG
This is a messenger RNA of Patiria miniata (bat star), 1982 nucleotides long. Its product is annotated as homeobox protein Hox-B4-like. Gene Ontology annotation, molecular function: DNA-binding transcription factor activity, RNA polymerase II-specific; RNA polymerase II cis-regulatory region sequence-specific DNA binding. The record is from RefSeq and is a predicted model, not a curated record. Gene Ontology annotation, cellular component: nucleus. NCBI's taxonomy places the organism in Eukaryota, Metazoa, Echinodermata, Asteroidea, Valvatida, Asterinidae. Bases 426 to 1229 code for a protein of 267 amino acids. Gene Ontology annotation, biological process: regulation of transcription by RNA polymerase II; anterior/posterior pattern specification. The transcript has 2 exons.